AUGCCGGCAAGAUGCGGUACUAGUCACGAUGUUCACGGAAUGGACAGGAAGUUCCUCUCAAUGAGCGCUGGAGAAUUCGCACGCAUCGGUGCCCUGGGCCAGGACGCAGAAUCCACAUUUAGGAAACCAACAUUCUUCGACCAUUUGCUUGUAAACCGCUAG
Messenger RNA from Fomitiporia mediterranea MF3/22, 162 nucleotides. RefSeq lists its product as uncharacterized. Lineage: Eukaryota; Fungi; Basidiomycota; Agaricomycetes; Hymenochaetales; Hymenochaetaceae. The coding region runs from base 1 to 162 and encodes 53 amino acids. The transcript is spliced from 2 exons. The record is from RefSeq and is a predicted model, not a curated record.